This is a messenger RNA of Porites lobata, 2773 nucleotides long. The record is from the annotation of a GenBank genome assembly. NCBI's taxonomy places the organism in Eukaryota, Metazoa, Cnidaria, Anthozoa, Scleractinia, Poritidae.
AUGGCGAAUGGCGAAACGAGGAGCAAUCCAAACACGCGUACGUUGGCGGGUUUCUUGAUGUUGUUCUACUACUCUCAGUCAGUUUCCAUCUCAAAAUUUUUUUUAGACGGAAAAAAAUUUACAAGCAGAAAAUUUCAUAUUUUAUUACCAACGAACGAUCGUGCCGAAAAGAGGCGGAUUCAAGAACAGACAAGUUGGCAAGUUUCAUGAAGUGAUUUGACUGCCGUCAGUCACUUUCCAUCUCAAAAUCAUUUUAAGAUGGAAAAAAUUCUACAAGCCGAAAAUUUCGUAUUUCAUUACCAAAGAAAAUCGCGCGACUGCGGGGACCAUGUGGUUUGGCUAGUUUCUAUGUUAUUGGCGAUACAACAUGAUUUUCAAUACGCCCAUCUCCCACCCGCGGAAAAAUCGUUUUUACUCCGCCUAGAAAUAUUUAAUUUUCCAGUGUUAUUCUUCUUUUUAUCUAAUUUUGAUUAAUUGAAAAUUUGUCUCCUAUUUUCCCCUUUGGCUCUCUCUGGUUUGAUCAGGAAUGUGUCACCACUUCUCAGAAAAAUAAAAUGUGAGAUUUUCUAAAAGGCACUGGUGCUAUGUCAUAAAGCUUAUAUAUUGGUGUUAUUUUUCUGCAGAUUUUAGGUUGGUGGAAAGUGGAAAAAAGAGAUGCAUCUCUUUCAACAACACCUAUUCACUUAUGGUACGAGGAAACAGUGUCAGCUUCGUGGUGAGUGAAAACACUAGUAUAAGAAACUCCCUCAACAGGCUUACAAUUGCGAAACAAUCAUUCUUUUUAAAAAUGGACCUUCCGAUUAUCCUUUACCGCAACACAGGUGGCCCAAGCUCACUACAGGAACCCGGACGUGACUCUUGCUUGCGAGCGGUGUUGUGUUACAACUGCGGUUAUUUACAAAAGCUAAUAUGGGAUGUAAACGGUUUUUUUUUUUAAAGAGAAAGAGAAAAAAUGUUAUGUUUUUAAAGAAAAUCGACUUACCUUAUUGCCUUGUUGUAUUCUUUGUUUUCGGCGAGUUAGCGCUAUUUUGGUGUUCUACUGCUAAGAGAAAGACGAGGCAGAACAGUGAUUUCCGGAUUGUCCGUCUCUCAAGGCGAAUAAUUCCGCUGGAAAAUUACCCCCGGCCUCAAUUCCUCCAGAAAUUCAAAGCAGAGAUGUCGCAGUUCCAUGUCGUCCAUUCACUCGAUUCGUAAUUCCUCAAACAGAACGUUUACUGGCGAUGCUUUUAUCUCUUGCUCGAUCGGCUUCCGCAUUUCGGGCUAGACUCUUCCAAACUGCCGUUCAGGAAUUGCGAAUCGAGUGAAUGGACAUGGAACUGCAACUUCUCUGCUUUGAAAUUCUGGAGGAAUUGGGGCCGGGGGUAAUGUUCCAGCGGAAUUAUUCGCCUCGAGCGACGGACACUCAGGAAAUCACUGUUCUGCCUUGACUUUCUCUUACCAAUGGAACACCAAAAUAGCGCCUUGGUAACUCGCCGAAAACGCUUCAAAACGGCCUGAGACGUGAGCAAACAACAAAGAAUACAACAAGGCAAGGUAAGUCGAUUUUAUUUAAAAACAUAACAUUUUUCAGCUGAUUUUUUCUUGCUUUUACAUCCCAUACAAGCUUUUGUAAAUAACCGUUUGUAACACAACACCGCUCGCAGGCAAGAGUACCAUGCGAGCAGAGAAAAGCAAGAGUCACGACCGGGUUCUUGUAGUGAGCUUGGACUGCCUGUGACCGCAAUAGAUUUGAUAAAUAGGUUCCCGAUAAUUCAAACCUUCAAGGGAAAUCGAGAGGAAUGAAAGUAUCAACCACACUCCACUUCAAGGGCAACAAGAAAAAUAUACCGUAAAAUUCCGAAAAUAAGCCCCGGUGCUUAUAUUUUUCAAAUGCCCUUUUCGAGGGGCUUAUUUUUGGAGGGGCUUAUAUUCGGAGGGGCUUAUCUACGGAGGGAAAUUUGCGUUUCAAAAUCGAUUGCUUCCUUACAGUUGGAAGUAAAUUUACCGUUUUUGCUUUGUUUUACUUUGUAUUUGAGGGCAAUUUUCCAAGUACAAGCUCCUGGGGGCUUAUAUUUGGAGGGGCGAUUUAACGGAGGGUUUUUUGCGUUACCGGUUUGGGGGGCUUAUAUUUGGAGGGGCUUACAAAUAAAGGGGCUUAUUUUCGGAAUUUUACGGUAUAUUUUUUUGGAAAAAAAAGCUUGAUUAAUCAGUACAAGGAUAAACAUUAUAUUUAAAUUAGACUAAAUGAAAAAGUAAACAAUACACGGUUGUUUUGAAAUAAAUUCAAUGUUUUGAAACGCAGUUAAAUUGUUUUUUUUUUUUCGCCUAACGUCACGCGCUUAAAACUAUGGUUGGAGUUAUCGAGGGUGAAAUAAUUGUAUAGAAUGAUGAGAAGGGAAACAAAAAUUACUUCGAGGUAGCGGGAGGUAAGAGUUAUCAGGAGUCGACUGUAUUCUUGAAUUACCCUAAUUUGUAAUUUUCUGGCUUAUUGUAAGAGUCUAUCGUAAAAAAAUAAAUGAACAAAUCAAUAAAUAAAUAACAAUAACAAUAAUAAUAACAAUUAAUUUUUUAUCUGUUGCUUUCACAGAAUGUUUCCUGUGAAAAAGGAGGCAAAAACGUUUGGUUUAAAUUUGAGAGGUUGGGCAAUCACUCAGAUAGCCAUCAUGGGUUUUCCAUACGAAAUAGGACGAUGUGUCUUACCAGCAGUCGUAAUGGAACCUUGUCUGUAGUGAAAGUUAACCCAACUGUAGAAGUCGACCGAAACUGCUUCUUUAAACGGGAAAUUAUUAGAUGA